GGUGCCCUUAAGCCUCAGCGGUGCGUGCUCUCGCCGCAACAGGGUUACGCAGGCGUCCCAGGCCGGGCCUCUUCCCCCGCCCUUCGGAAGGGCCUUUGACUGGGGGGCUGGGGUCGCCGCGAAUUGCGAAGCAGUCAGAAGUGUUUCCGCGUCGUCUUAGACGUGUGCUGGCAAGUGGGAAAGAAGGGUUAACGGCGACGAAGGGAAGGAUGCUGUCACCCUAGGAGGCGUCUUCUGUUCGGUGGCUUGUUCUUGGUUUCUUGAGAGUUUUGAAGAGGAUAAGUUACAUCCUUUUUUCCUAAGCAUCGGACAAAACCCCACAAAGGGAGUGUUGGUUGUUCAUUUCUUUGUCUGCUGAUCGUUUGGCUCUUCCUUGCUCGUGUAUCUUGGACAAAGCCCGAGGCUGUUAUAUUCAACCAACUUCCCAGAAGUCCUUUGGUCUUUAGACCACUAUUACUUCUCCCCUGAUUUACACCUGAAGAAAUCAAGGCAGGAGUGAGCUUUGGAGCGCAGAGUGACUUCUUACUUGAUCUGCAUUUUGUAACCAUCAGGGCACAGCUCUGAGGGGAAUAAAAAGUUGUGUAUUUUUUGGGCAUUCUGAGCACUCAGAAGGAAACCAGACAUGUCCUUGGAUGACAUUAAGAUGAACUCCGCUGACUUCCUGCUGCAGAAGAAUCUGGACGGCGGGGGCUUCGGGAAGGUGUCUCUGUGUUUACACAGAUCCCAUGGGCUCGUGGUGCUGAAGAAGGUGUACACGGGCCCCAGGCGCGCCGAGUACAGCGAGGCCCUCCUGGAGGAGGGCAGGGUGAUGCACAGCCUGCGGCACGGCCGCGUGGUCCAGCUGCUGGGCGUCAUCUUGGAGGACGGGAACUACUCGCUGGUGAUGGAGUACCUGGAGAAGGGCGACCUCAUGCACGUGCUCAAGGCCCAGAUCAGUAUCCCUCUCUCUGUGAAAGGAAGGAUAAUUAUGGAGACCAUUGAAGGAAUGUGCUACUUACACAGAGAAGGUGUAAUACACAAGGACCUCAAGCCUGAAAAUAUCCUCAUGGAUGGUGACUUUCACAUUAAGAUAGCUGACCUUGGCUUUGCCUCCCUUAAGACGUGGAGUGAGCUGAUGAGAGAGGAGCUUGCUGCGCAGAGGAGAGGGAGCGGCACCACAAAGGACGGCGGCAGCCUCCACUACACGGCCCCCGAGCACCUGAACGACAUCAGCUCGAGGCCCUCGGAGAAGUCGGACGUGUUCAGCUUCGCCAUAGUGCUCUGGGCCGUCUUUGCCAAUAAGGAGCCGUAUGAAAACGCUAUCUGUGAGCAGCAGGUGAUAAUGCGCGUUAAAUCUGGGGACAGGCCAGAUGUGGAGGACCUCGCUGAGCACUGCCCGCGGGAGGCUAUCAGCAUCAUGAAGCAGUGCUGGGCGGUGGAUCCAGACGAUCGGCCGACGUUUGCCGGCAUUGAAGAGAAAUUUAAGCCUUUUUAUUUAAAUCAAUUAGAAGACCAUGUAGAAGAGGAUGUGAAGAGUUUAAAGAAAGAGUAUCCGGGCCAAAAUGAAAUUGUAAAGAGAAUGAAGUCUCUCCAAAUUGAUUGUGUAGCAAUACCUCCAAGCAGGUCAAAUUCAGCCACAGAACAGCCCAGUUCGCUGCACAGUUCACGGGGCUUUGGGCUGGGCCCUGUGGAGGACUCCUGGUUCGCUCCUGCCCCAGAGCAGCAGCAGCAGCAGGACCUCCGACUGCACAGUAAACUCCAGGAGGAGGCCAACUACCAUCUGUAUGGCAGCCGCAUGGACGGGCACACCGGAGGGCAGCCCGGGCGCAACGUGGCUGACAGUAGACAGGAAGAGAGGAGACGGAGGGUCUCCCAUGACCCUUUUGCACAGCAGAGACCUUAUGAGAAUGCUCAGAACCCAGGGCUAAAAGGCCUUGCUUACUCCGGUGCAGCCAGUCAUGGUAAUGUGGUACAGCAACCAACAGGGCUAACCAGCCAACCCCAGUUACUCUCCUGGAGAAAUGGAUUGUGUACCCCACUCGGUUUUGGAGCAAGUCCAGUGGACCUGAGAACCGCAGGUCCAGGAGUUUGGUAUGGGCCAAAUCCAGGCCACAUGCCAAGCCUGUAUAAAACGCCAGUGCCUGAGACCAACCUACUGGGAAACACACCCACCAUUCCAUUCAGCUCCUUGCCAUCAAGAGAUGAGCCUUUAAAAUAUAGCAUAUACAACAGUUCUGGCGUUCAGAUUGGAAACAAUAAUUAUAUGGAGAUUGGCGGAAUGAGUUCAGUGGUACCGGACAGCACGCACAUGAACUUGAAAGAAGGCCCAGCUUCUAAGUACCAAGAUAUCUUCGAUAAUACCACUAGUCUGACUGAUAGACACCUGGACCCAGUCAGAGAAAAUCUGGGCAAGCACUGGAAAAACUUUGCCCGUAAGCUGGGCUUCUCUCAAUCUCAGAUUGAUGAAAUUGACCAUGACUAUGAGCGAGAUGGACUGAAAGAAAAGGUUUACCAGAUGCUCCAGAAGUGGCUGAUGAGGGAAGGCAGCAAGGGGGCCACCGUGGGAAAGCUGGCCUAUGCGCUCUGCGAGUGUUCCAGGGUAGACCUGCUGAACUGCUUGAUACGCAUGAGCCAGAACUAAGCCCACGGGGGGGGCUCCUGCAGCAUGAGGCCAUCUCCUCACUCGGUGAGCGACCCACCGAAAGCCUGCUGCCUCAGAAGGUUCAGAAUUCUUUCCUCACUGAUGUGGGUCCUGUGCGUAAAAAUCAUUUCCUGCCUUUCAUAGCUGCAGGAUGGGAAAAGAAUCUACAGCAAACAACCCACUACACAGGAAGACCUAUUCAUGGCCAAGGUCCAAUCAAAAAAGAAGCCUAAUAGUGUUUUGAAAGGGAGAGAGAUUUAAGGGAGAUCAUUUUCUUUCAGAUUAUUCCAUAACCUUCAGUGAUGCUGUUCAUUCAGUUUCUUGAAAUUUUGCUUGAUCAAGGAAAAAACAAAAAAAUUCAGAGACUAUAAACUAAAUCAGCUUCCUAAUUCUGCACUGUCUUCUCUACAUAGGCUCCUGUUAUAAUCGAAGCGCUGUAAAAUGCUGCGUUCUCGUCAAAUGGGAUUUUUUUGUAUCACAACCACAGUUCAUUCCAAAAUUACAGGGUCUCUUAACGUCAGGAUCAAAUUCUGUAUCAGUCACUACAGGCUUCAGGAAUUAUAUGCCGUCUGCACUCUGUAAAUUAACGGAAGCGAUUUUAAGGAGUACAAACAAGGGGGGAAAAAUAGAGAACAAAAAUAGCAGACUUUCCCCGGCUGUCGUUGCGCAGAAUUGCUACUAAUUCUGACGAGUACGAAGGUUCUUCCCUAGCAUUCUGACACUUCAGGUACCUUUUCCAACCUGCGUGCCCUGAAGAGGGAGCAGGCGUGCUGGGAGUACUGACCGCGUCACCCCGGCGACGACUGGAGCCUCAGGGCGGAUCAGUGUUGAGCAGCUUCCUCAGUUUACCCCGGGGUGCUGUAGCAAUAGCUUCAUUUUCUCCUGUGAGCUGGGCUGUGCAAGGACCGGUUCCGCGUCUGCUCCUUGUGCCUGCAGCAGUCAGCCUCUCAAAGCCCACCUGAAACCAGGAAGGAGUGAAGGCACUCGAGGGCUAGGAGACUGACGUGACCCGGCCACCCAGCAUCGCUGCCCGCCCUCUGCCCGGCAGAGCAGGUGUGCCAGCGUGCUCAGCCCUCCCGGGAGGGAGGCGCUCAGGGUGCGGUAAGGUCACCUGGCUGCCAGAGCAGAUCCCAGUGUUUGGUGGGCGCGUAACAGUAUUGUUGGCUCUGAUUCUUAAUCUCCUCCAGUCCCAGCAGAUACACACACACACACACACACACACACACACCCCACUGAAGUGGUACUGUAAAGCAAAAUUUCUCAGCCUUGGCACUACUGGCAUCUUGGGCCAGAUAGCUCUGUGUGUGGAGGGCGGUCCCGUGUAUUGUGGGGCAUUUGGAAGCAACGCUGGCCUCUCCAAUAGUGCUCUUCUCCCCUCCCCCCACCCCUAGUUGUGACAAACAGCAGGGUCUCUGGACAUUGCCAGGUGUCCCCUGGAGGGGCAAAACUGCCCCAGUUGAAGACAGCACUGCUAUAAAGUAGUGAACCUGUCUUCCUACCCACACAUAUCCAGGCUCACUACUUCGUUGCCACACAGCACUGGAUCACAUAGCCCAAAAGGAAAACUGGAGGGGCAGAUAGUCCCAGGCUUGCUGGAGGGGGCUGGAUGAUUUCUUUUCUAAAUGCAUCGCUUGUACCUCUCUUCUAAAUUCUCUAAAUUCCAAAGAGGUUGCAUGAUCAAUGUUCAGAGGCAAAAAGCAGAAGAUAUCUUUAAUGGACUUUUUAAAAUAAAAUUUUGUACCUCAAAUAUAA
Messenger RNA from Balaenoptera ricei (Rice's whale), 4372 nucleotides. RefSeq names its product receptor interacting serine/threonine kinase 1 (gene RIPK1). NCBI's taxonomy places the organism in Eukaryota, Metazoa, Chordata, Mammalia, Artiodactyla, Balaenopteridae. Bases 623 to 2620 code for a protein of 665 amino acids. Gene Ontology annotation, biological process: protein phosphorylation; signal transduction. Gene Ontology annotation, molecular function: ATP binding; protein binding; JUN kinase kinase kinase activity. The transcript is spliced from 12 exons. The record is from RefSeq and is a predicted model, not a curated record.